ACCAUGGCAAAGAAGGUGGCAGUGAUUGGAGCUGGAGUCAGCGGCCUGGUCUCACUGAAGUGCUGUGUGGAUGAGGGACUGGAACCCACUUGCUUUGAGCGGACUGAAGAUAUUGGAGGGCUGUGGAGGUUCAAAGAAAAUGUUGAAGAUGGCCGAGCGAGUAUCUAUCAAUCUGUCAUCAGCAACACCAGCAAAGAAAUGUCCUGUUUCAGUGACUUUCCAAUGCCUGAAGACUUUCCAAACUUCCUGCACAAUUCUAAGCUCCUGGAAUAUUUCAGGAUUUUUGCCAGAAAGUUUGAUCUUCUAAAAUAUAUUCAGUUCCAGACAACCGUCCUCAGUGUGAGAAAACAACCAGAUUUCUCAUCCUCUGGCCAAUGGGAGGUUGUUACUGAGAGCAACAGCAAGAAGCAAAGCGCUGUCUUUGACGCGGUUAUGGUUUGCAGCGGCCAUCACAUCCUCCCUCACAUCCCACUGGACUCCUUUCCAGGUAUUGAGAAGUUCAAAGGCCAGUAUUUCCAUAGCCGCCAGUACAAGCACCCAGAGGGAUUUGAGGGGAAACACAUCCUGGUGAUUGGACUAGGAAACUCAGCCUCAGAUAUUGCCGUUGAGCUGAGUAAGAAGGCUGCUCAGGUUUUUAUCAGCACCAGACAUGGUUCCUGGGUCAUGAGCCGUAUCUCCGAAGAUGGCUAUCCCUGGGACAUGGUGUUGCACACCCGGUUUAUCUCCAUGCUCCGAAAUGUCCUGUCACGAUUCAAAAUAUUUCGAAAAUGGAUGAUGGAACAGCAUAUGAAUCGGUGGUUCAACCAUGCAGAUUAUGGCCUUCAGCCUCAAAACAAACAUCUCAUGAAAGAACCUGUAGUAAAUGAUGAUCUUCCAAGUCGUAUACUCUAUGGAGCCAUCAAGGUGAAAUCAAGAGUGAUAGAGCUCACAGAAACUUCUGCCAUCUUUGAAGAUGGAACAGUGGAGGAGGAUAUUGAUGUCAUUGUCUUUGCAACGGGAUAUACUUUCUCUUUUCCCUUCCUGGAAGAGUCACUUGUUAAAGUAAAGGAUAAUACGGUCUCACUGUAUAAGUACAUGUUCCCUCCUCACCUGGAGAAGUCAACUCUGGCAUGCAUUGGUUUCAUCCAGCCCCUAGGCUCCAUUUUCCCAACUGUUGAACUUCAAGCUCGUUGGGCAACCAGAGUUUUCAAAGGCUUGUGUACCUUGCCCUCAGAGAGGACUAUGAUGGCGGACACUAUCAAGAGGAAUGAAAAAAGAAUAGAUCUGUUUGGAAAGAGUCAGAGUCAGACACUGCAGACCGAUUAUAUCGACUACUUGGACGAGCUCGCUUCAGAGAUAGGCGCGAAGCCAGACCUCCUGUCUCUCCUGCUAAAAGAUCCCAAACUGGCCGUGAAGCUCUAUUUCGGACCCUGCAACUCCUACCAGUACCGGCUCACUGGGCCUGGGCAGUGGAAGGGAGCCAGAAGUGCCAUUGUCACUCAGAAAAAGAGGAUACUGAAGCCUUUAAAGACACGGGCACUAACAACCUCAUCUAAUUUCCUAGUUUCCUUCCUGUUGAAAAUCCUGGGGCUUCUUGCUAUUUCUAUGGCCUUUUUUUUCCAGCUUCAGUGGUUCUAA
Puma concolor (puma) is the source of this 1617-nucleotide messenger RNA. It is a transcript of the gene FMO2, whose product is annotated as flavin containing dimethylaniline monoxygenase 2. Gene Ontology annotation, molecular function: NADP binding; flavin adenine dinucleotide binding; N,N-dimethylaniline monooxygenase activity. The record is from RefSeq and is a predicted model, not a curated record. NCBI's taxonomy places the organism in Eukaryota, Metazoa, Chordata, Mammalia, Carnivora, Felidae.